AUGGAGCACACAGCCACACCUGGGGGCCCGGGGCUCCCUUGUAGCCACAGGCAGGCCUUAGCCCUGUACCAGCACCUCUUUAGAUGCCCUGCAAGCCCGGGCCAGCUCCAGGCUGCCCUGCAGCAGGUGCAAGAGAGUCGGGCCUGUCGAUCAGGACUGGAGCUCCCCACUGUGUUGCUGGAGAUGGAGCGGAGCCGGCGGGCCCAGCAGCAGCUGCUGUGGGACUUGGAGCUGCUGACUGGGGCAGGGCUGAGCCUCUUCUGGCCCCCCUGGGCCAAGUUCUGUGGUCUGAGGGACCAGGCCCAGUGUGUACGGAGUCAGUGCGGCAAGCCCCAUGGUGGGACAGGCGGGGGCCCUGAGCGGCGGACCAGCUGGGCUUCUUGGUUCCAGUUCAGGUGGAAUGUGUGUGAGGGGCUGGGAUAUGAGCAGAGGGUUCCUGACAUUGUUCUUUCUCCCUCAGGUUGCUUACUAGAGCCGAACCCCACCAUCAGCAGUAGCUUUGGGGACCCAGGAAGCUCUGAGUUCAAGGACCUGGCCCAGAGGGGAGAGAGGAGACAAGCAGGACCUACAACCCAGAGGCCCUCCACAAGCCUAUGGGGGAGGAAGCUCGCUCAGGGAGCCCCAAGGCCCUCAGGCCUGCCCUCCCAGGGCCUGUCAGAACCCCAAGAUCCCCCUGUGGGGCGGGGCGGGAGCCUGGGCCAGGAAAGAGCAGAACUUCAGAAACUGCUGAGGACUGAGAUUCCUCAGAGGCAGAGACAGGAGGAUUCCCAAGAGCAUAAACAGCGUCCCCAGGGUCGGAAAGGGGAGGCCCCCAGCGGGGAGAGCGAAGAAGUUCCUAAGAGACAGAGAGAGAAGAUACACCAGGGUCAGAGUGGGGAGGCCACUGGGGCUCUGGGGGAGGAAGUCUCUGUGUACCCCCGGGGGGAGGCUCCCCAGAGUGAGAGGAGCGAGUCUCCUCAAGGUCAAAGAGGAAACAGCCCUCAGUGCCAGAGAAAAGAGGUCCUCCAGGAGCCGAGGAAGGAGACUCCUCGGGGCGGGGAAGUGAAGGCCCUUCAGACUUCGCCAGGCCGCAUCUCACAAGCCUGGGAGGUGGCUGAGGGAGAGGCGCCUACACAGCCCCCCGAGGAAGGCGCCUCCCUGGGAAUUUCUAGGGAUGUCUGCCGGUCCCUGGGAGAACAGAAGCCUCAGCCUGGGGGAAGGGAGAGCCCUGGCUCCGGUGAUAGGACCACCCAGCUGACGCAGGACAAAACUGACGGCGGGAGCCAAGAGUCGGCACCGGCCGCGGGAGAGCCGAGGGCCGUCCGGGAGGGGGCGCGGCCUCCCUUUCCACCCCGGAGGCUUCCGGCCCGGCCGCGGCUCCCAGGCCCAGGGGCCGAGCCGCUAGCGGCCCCAGGCACCGGGGGCUCGGGGCAGCAGGAGCACCCCGCGGCUCUCCCGGGGCGCCCAGGGCUGCUGCGCGACCCGCACGGGCUUCAGGACCCGGAGGGAAGCCCGGGCCCGGCGGAGCAGGUGCGCGGCGGCUCCGCUAGGCUCCUGGGCGCCGUCGGGGAGCGGGGGGGCGGCGCGGAGGCCCCCGAGGCCUCGAAGGCCGCGUGGCCCGCGCUCCCCGGCCGGGAGAAGGCGUCGGCGGGCGUGAGCGCGGCGCAGCAGGAGACGGCUCUGCAGCGGCUGCUGGAGCUGCACCGCGCGGCCCGGCGCCGGCGGCGGCAGGCCCGCGAGCAGCAGCGGCUCCGAGUCUUGGAACGCCUCCGCCUCGCCAGGAACCGCCACUGCCGGGUGCACCCUCUGGGGCCCCCAUCCAGCCCAGCCCAGCUCCCGCCACAGGAGGACGCGGCGGCGCAGCGGCGCGCCCUGCGGGAGCAGCUGCAGCGUGCGCUCCGGGAGAGGACGUGGCGGCUGCGGGCCCUCGGGGCCAGGAACACCCAGAACUUCCAGCAGCUACUGUGGCCCCCUGGCGCGGAGGAGCCUUCGGCUGGAGAGGAGCGCUCACCCUUCCCAGCCCCCUCUCCCCCCUCUCGUCCCUGCUGAAUCCUCAUAGGGAUGAUUAGAGAGAUGAGGAUUAAGGAGAACGCAAGCCGGCAACCUGCAGGCCCGCAAAGGGCAGAACAGAGGUAGUUCCAAGAAAGGCCCAGAACUUUGCCUCAGGGCCGGGGAGGCCAGACACACAGACACACGCAGCAGCUUCAGCCGCACCAGGAGGCGUGUUAUUUCUUCUUCCCUCCCCUAAGUCCACUGCCCGGCCAUUGUCAGAGCGCCAGGUCCUGAGGGUCAAGCAGCGAGAAGGCCCCAUUCUUUCGGAAGAACGAUUCAGUGCGGCACAUCUUACGGGAGACCAGUUCUUGCUUCACUGGGGGGCCUGUGGUAAGAUGUCAGAGGCCAGGAAUGGGUCCUGGGAAAGGGAACCAUGGGAGCCCUGCCUGUGGAGCCCUGGAAAUCUGCCUGUACUGUAUCCACUUUGGACGUGUGGAGGAAUAAAAGGUGCUUCUGAGCAACA
Molecule: messenger RNA, 2494 nt
Organism: Callorhinus ursinus (northern fur seal)
Lineage: Eukaryota; Metazoa; Chordata; Mammalia; Carnivora; Otariidae
Source: RefSeq, a predicted model, not a curated record